AAACAUAAAACAGGAGACACAUUUUAACCUGCGUCACAAACUUUGAGACUAGUUCUACAGUCACCCGGAGAGUCUGGUUCUACCCGGAGUCUGGUUCUACCCGGAGAGUCUGGUUCUACCCGGAGUCUGGUUCACGGAGAGUCUGGUUCUACCCGGAGUCUGGUUCUACCCGGAGAGUCUGGUUCUACCCGGAGUCUGGUUCACGGAGAGUCUGGUUCUACCCGGAGUCUGGUUCACGGAGAGUCUGGUUCUACCCGGCGGUUCGGAUGUCGGUGACGGUGAAGGCUUACCUGUUGGGGAAGGAGGAGUCGGUGAAGGAGAUUCGCAGGUUCACGGUGGAUCAAGAAGUUUCCUGUAGCUUCGAGUACCUGAGCAAGAAAACCGCGUCAGUUUUCAGUGGCUUCAAAACCUCUUCGUUCACUUUGUUCUAUCGAGAUGAGGACGGAGACCUGGUCGCGUUUUCCUCUGACGAUGAGCUGAUGAUGGGUCUGGGCUGCAUGAAGGACGCCACCUUCAGGCUGUUCAUCAAAGAGAAGAAGGAGCACCGUAGAGACUUCCCUCUUCACGCCUUCCCCCCCUUCACCUUUGGCCACCCUCCUCCACCUGGAGCUCCUCACCUGCCCCCGCAUCUGGCCCCGCCCCCUCACCCGGCCCCGCCCCCAGCCCUGCACCCCAAUGUCUCCUGUGACGGCUGCGAUGGUCCUGUUGUGGGAACUCGCUUCAAAUGUUCAGUUUGUCCAGACUACGACCUCUGCUCCUCCUGCCAGGCCAAGGGGACCCACACUGAGCAUGCUCUGUUACCCAUCUGGCACCCGCUGCAGUGGUUUCCUCGGGGGAAGUGGAUGAAGAGGAUGAGACACUGUAUGUGGAACUUAAACCAAAACCAGAAUCAAGCUCAGACCCAAGAGCCGGGCCAGGACGAUGGGGGACCAUCCAGACCUGCUGCUGGUUCCAGCAACCCCUCUGCCUCUCAGGCCAACGUGGACUUCCUGAAGAACAUUGGUGAGGGAGUGGCGGCCAUGUUGAGCCCUCUGGGUAUUGACGUAGAUAUCGACGUGGAGCAGGACGGUCAGAGGACAAAAGUGAAUCCCGCCCCUCAGGGAGGCGGGUCGGAGGGCAACGUGGAGACGGAUGGGGCCAGCCAGGGAUCAAAGGGGACCAGAGACUCUGAUGAGGAGUGGACUCAUCUCAGCUCCAAAGAGGUCGACCCCUCCACAGGCGAACUUCAGUCCCUGCAGCCUGGGACCCAGGACCCCCCGCCAGAACCAGGGCCACAGGACCAGGGCUCCCCCCCCGGAACGGGACCACAGCGGGGGCCCACAGGCCUGAGGGAGGCAGCGCUCUACCCCCACCUGCCUCAAGAGGCAGACCCCCGUCUGGUGGAGUCUCUGGCCCUCAUGCUGUCCAUGGGAUUCACCGAUGAAGGGGGCUGGUUGACUCGACUGCUUCAGGCAAAGAACUUCGACAUCGGAGCUGCUCUCGACGCCAUUCAGUACGCGGGACAGCCCCGCCCCCAAAAGCCCUGAUGACAUCAUCAUGUCACGUUUCCUGUUUCCUGUCUGUUCAUUCCUUCAAUUAAUACCAGUCACGUGGCUCCUUCAUUACUGUUUCUACUGAUUUAUUAGUCACUUCUUCACCUGAGCAAGAAAAUAAUAAAAUAAUAAUUAAACCUGAA
Messenger RNA from Mugil cephalus (flathead mullet), 1675 nucleotides. It is a transcript of the gene sqstm1, whose product is annotated as sequestosome 1. NCBI's taxonomy places the organism in Eukaryota, Metazoa, Chordata, Actinopteri, Mugiliformes, Mugilidae. The transcript is spliced from 8 exons. Gene Ontology annotation, biological process: aggrephagy; endosome organization; mitophagy. Gene Ontology annotation, cellular component: amphisome; aggresome. The record is from RefSeq and is a predicted model, not a curated record. The coding region runs from base 267 to 1526 and encodes 419 amino acids. Gene Ontology annotation, molecular function: zinc ion binding; K63-linked polyubiquitin modification-dependent protein binding; protein kinase C binding.